Messenger RNA from Paramecium tetraurelia, 2031 nucleotides. RefSeq lists its product as uncharacterized. NCBI's taxonomy places the organism in Eukaryota, Ciliophora, Oligohymenophorea, Peniculida, Parameciidae. The transcript is spliced from 7 exons. Gene Ontology annotation, molecular function: protein binding. The record is from RefSeq and is a predicted model, not a curated record.
AUGUCUCCAAAUAAGAAUCAGAGAUCUUCUGAAGCUAAUGCUACCUACUCUACUGGUUUUUCCAAAAAAACAACCUAUAAGCCAACUCAAUCAAAUCAAACACCUAUUUCAGGUUAACUGCCGGAAAUUACUAAAAAGAAAACCAAGAAUGACAUACUCUGUUACUCUCAAGAGUUUCAAGAUAUUCUCCAAGUUGAAAUUGAUGAGAGGUAUCGAUAUUUAGUUAAAAAUGGAACCAUCAAAAAGAUUGAGAAUGGAGGAAACAUCAUCUUUUCUGAAUUAUAACAAAUACCUGGCAUUUGGGUUUGUUAUAGAAGACCCAUGGAAAGAGCCAAUAACUUAGAAAAAUUAAGUCUUGAUUAUUUGGACUUGACUCAUAUGCCAUUAUUAGAAGGAGAAGAAAAGUUGAAAAUCCUAACAUACCAGCAUAACAGAAUUUUAUCAAUCCAAAAUCUUGUCUCCUUACCCAAUUUAUUAUAUCUAGACUUGUAUGAUAAUUAAAUUAAAGAAAUCGAUGAAUUGAAAUAAGUUUAAAAAUUAAAGGUCUUAUUGUUACCCAAAAAUUAAAUUAGAAGGAUACAAAAUUUAGAUCACCUCACUAAAUUAGAAGUUCUAGAUUUACAUAGCAAUCGCAUUGUUAAUUUGGAAGGAUUAAGCAAAUUAAAAAGUCUCAAAAUUUUGAAUGUUGGUAAUAAUCUAAUAACCAAAUUGGAAGCACUUGAGGAAUUAAGCUCUCUAAUUGAAUUAAACAUUAAAAUGAACUAAAUUGAGAAUAUUGAUCAUUUAUAAGUCCUCCCCUAAUUGUAAAAAUUAUUUAUGUCCUAAAACAAAAUUAAUUCUUUUCCCUGUAUUUUCAAUCUAUCAGAAUUAUCACUAGAAAGCAAUCCAAUCUAAACAAACAAAUCUGAUUAUUAUAGAUACAUAUGCUAAACCUUUGAAACUUUAAAAAUUUUAGAUGGAAAACCUAUUGAUUAAAUCAAAUAGGAGAUCUUGUUUGCCGACAUACCAAAAACAGAACCCAUUAAAAAGAAAACAAUAAACCAAUAGCAAAUUUAACAACAGCAAUUACUACAAUAGUAAAAACCAAAAAAGCCCAAUUAAAUGGGCCUUGAGAUUCAUGGAGUGGCUUCAGAAUUUAAAACUAAAGAGGAAAUUGCACCCUUUGCCUAAGUUAAAAAGGAACCUACUAACUUAAAAAAUCCUCCAACCUAACAAUAACAAUAACAACCAUUAAGAGAAACAAUACCAAGUUUAAAGAACUCUUUGACAAACACUGCUGCUGCCUAAGAGGAUGACAUUUUAGUCUUGAUCAAAAAAUAAUGGACAGCUGAAUAUAAAAGAAUUCAAUUGUUAGAAAAAAAUAACUAAUUAAAUAAAAAGAGCUGCUUAGAACAUCAACUUGUAGAAGGAGGACAUGCUGAAGUUGAGGAUGAUGUCUUUUUGCUGAUAUAUGGCACUGCAUCAGCUAUGGUAUUACCAACUUAAAAUUUUAGUUAAAUUAUUGAAAAAAUCCAUUUUCAAUAUGUAUUUUUUGACUCAAUUAUUGACACUUAAUUGUCGAUAUUAAAAGAUUAUUCAAAAUUGAGAGAACUAGUUUUGAAAGAUAACUAUAUCAAUAGUCUAUUAUAAUUAGCCAAAUUGGAACAUUUGAGUGAAAUUCAAAAAUUAACAAUAUUAAACAAUCCAAUUAAUAAUUGUUCUUUCAUGUUUUAAUUUUUAGUUUAUAGAUUUCCAUCUAUGAUUUAAAUUAAUGGAAAAGAUAUAAGAAAUGAUGAUAGACAAAAAGCCAAGCAUUUGUUUUCCAAUUUUGACAAAUCCUUAUAGAUUCCAGAAAAAUUAUAAAAUUUUGAAAAUAUACGGCAAUUAAAAAGCUUUUAAAAGGAUAGAUCCUACAUUAAACUAUUUCAUAAAUGUUUAAAUGACGUUUCAAAUGAAUAAAAGAUAGUAUACAAAUAUCGAAAGACUUUUGAAAAUAUUUAUGAAGACUACUUAACUUAAUUAAUCCAAUAAUGUAAAGAUAAGGAAAAAUGA